AAUGGUGCAGAUGUGAAUGCCAAGGACAUGCUGAAGAUGACAGCUUUGCAUUGGGCCACGGAGCACCACCAUCGAGAAGUCGUAGAGUUACUUAUCAAAUACGGAGCUGAUGUUCAUGCUUUCAGCAAAUUUGAUAAAUCUGCUUUUGACAUAGCCCUGGAGAAAAACAACGCUGAGAUUUUGGUCAUCCUCCAGGAAGCAAUGCAGAAUCAGGUGAAUGCUAAUCCUGAGAGAGCCAACCCUGUGACUAACCCUGUGACCAUGGCUGCUCCAUUCAUCUUCACGUCGGGAGAGGUUGUUAACCUUGCUGGCCUUGUUUCUUCAACCAACACCAAAACAACCUCAGGUGACCCCCAUGCCUCAACAGUACAGUUCUCAAAUUCCACCACCUCAGUGCUGGCCACCCUGGCAGCUCUUGCUGAGGCAUCAGCACCCCUCUCCGACUCACACAGAGCCACAGCCAAUUCAGAGGAAAUUAUAGAGGGAAAUCCUGUUGACUCAUCAAUCCAGCAAGUGAUGGGGAGUGGAGGCCAGAGGGUCAUCACCAUAGUGACUGAUGGAGUCCCCCUGGGUAACAUCCAAACUGCAAUCCCUACUGGAGGCAUUGGGCAGCCAUUUAUUGUAACUAUGCAAGAUGGACAGCAAGUUCUAACUGUACCUGCUGGUCAGGUUGCAGAGGAGACUGUAAUUGACGAGGAAGAAGAAGAAACGGUGAAGUUGCCACUGACAAAGAAACCAAGGAUAGAAGAGAUGACAAAGAGUGUGGAGGAAAACAAGGAGGGCAGUGAGAGGGAGCUACUACAGCAGCAGCUCCAGGAGGCCAAUCGAAGAGCCCAGGAGUACCGACACCAGCUCCUCCAGAAAGAGCAAGAAGCGGAACAGUACCGCCUUAGGCUGGAGGCCAUGGCCCGCCAGCAGCCCAAUGGCAUUGACUUCACCGUGGUCGAAGAGGUGGCUGAGGUAGAUGCCGUAGUAGUCACAGAGGGGGAGUUGGAAGAGAGAGAGACAAAAGUGACUGGGGCAGCGGGGACCACAGAGCUGCAUACUGGAGUUUCCAUGGAAACUGUUUCAUCUUAACAUGCAAGGGCCACAACUUGCACUGUGUUCAUCAUCUUCCUCUUUAAAAAAGAAAACACAAAAGACAAACAUUGUAUAAAAAUUAAGACCGCCCUUAGGAAGCAAAUGAUAGCAGGGCACAAUGCCUUGGGCUCAGGAAGGCUCUCUGGAAAAUUCAAGCCAUAGUAGGGAACACUCCUUCUGAGGAGGCAAAAGAAAAAAGACUAGAUGUCUCAGCUCACAUCAUUGCCUUAAGCAUCGAGGUCAAAGAA
Carlito syrichta (Philippine tarsier) is the source of this 1328-nucleotide messenger RNA. It is a transcript of the gene GABPB2, whose product is annotated as GA binding protein transcription factor beta subunit 2. Gene Ontology annotation, cellular component: nucleus. The record is from RefSeq and is a predicted model, not a curated record. The transcript is spliced from 6 exons. Gene Ontology annotation, molecular function: protein binding; transcription cis-regulatory region binding. NCBI's taxonomy places the organism in Eukaryota, Metazoa, Chordata, Mammalia, Primates, Tarsiidae. The annotation marks the transcript as partial. Gene Ontology annotation, biological process: positive regulation of transcription by RNA polymerase II.